This is a messenger RNA of Protopolystoma xenopodis, 1869 nucleotides long. Lineage: Eukaryota; Metazoa; Platyhelminthes; Monogenea; Polystomatidea; Polystomatidae. The record is from the annotation of a GenBank genome assembly.
AUGAUGGCUGCUACCAGACAGAUGUCUCCAAUACUUCCACGUACUUCAACCUUCUCUUCAUCCUCUUCGUCUGUCUGUGCUUCAGCCCCGUCCAAAUUUGAUGUAACAACCGGUAUUUCGAGCAGCAUAAGUACGAUCCAAAACAGCAAUAACAAUAAUAUUGUAAAGGAUGUUAGCUGUGGUAAAAGAAAAGUGAUAAAAACCGAGAGUCCCCAUUGCCAGAAUUCAGAUUACGGGGAACAUAUAAUGGAUGAUGAAGAGGAAAAUAAAGACAGGGCAGAGAACAUGGAAGAAGAAUUUCUUUUUUCAGAUGAUUUAGCGGGUAAAGUAAAACUUGUUUCGAAAAGUUUGCCCGUAAAAGAGGCAUGUAAUAAAUCUAUUCGACCUACAGGCUCUUUAGAACUAGCCAGCUCCGUGCAAAUGCUGCCUAAUUGUUUUGAAUCUCCUUCCGCCGUUGCUACACCUUGCUUAUGCACCACCUCCUCAUCUUCUUUUCCGCCCUUAGCACCCACUUCCUCCUCCUCUAAGCUGAAUUCAAUUUCCAAUAGUUCUUCAGAAUUCCCUAUAUUGGAACCACUUUCUUCAGGGUCAAUCGUGUGCAGUGAAUUUAGCGGCGAUGCUUCUCAGAUAACAAUAAGGACGGAUAAAGUUAUUGUGCCAUACGCAUCGCCAACACCACCACAACUAUCGUCAGUAGCAGAGCCGACAUUAUUCAGACAAGGUGCUUCACUAUUAUUUCAUAAGGACAGUCUAAAUCUGGAUGUAUUUCAUACCAGCUCACGGAAGACAGAGUUCAAUCAACACUUCCAUACACCCGAACAGGAGGAGGCAGAGAUGAUGUCCGACGACGAAGACCCAGAUCACUGCGCCUCACCAAGUGACGCUCGGGGUGAUGGCAGCGUGAUGAGCAUGGAACUUAACGGAUUGCCAUUACUUAGCAACGACCGCUGCGACAGCCGAAGUGGCAGUCUGGGUUUGCUUGAUGAAACCGAGAAUGUCACAACCCACGACAUUUUAAAAUGCGCUGACAUCCGAGCUGAAUCUGCAAUUUUGGAGGAGGGCAAGUCAGAGCAGCAGUGUCAGGCUGGGCUGAUUUACGGCCCAGGUACAGCCACACUCUUUCCAUCUACGCCACUUGUUCAGGCUCUAACAUUACCACUUUGCUAUCAGACAGGGCAGGCAGUGAACGCUUAUGGACUUCGCAAUGAGUUGACGCCAUUGCAUUUCCUCCUAUCAACAGCUCAAAAUUCAUCUCUGGCACCAACUCUUCAACUGCCACAACCCCGCAUACUACAUCCUUCAGCUGGGCAUGGAAAUCCAUAUCACUAUCACUUGCAAAGCUUUAGCCCUCGAUUCGGAGGAGGAUGCCACUUUCAGAUGUACGCCAGAUCCGACCGUCUACGCUCAAGUAGAAUCGCCCAUCCACUACAACCACCUCCACUGCCAAGGGGGGCAGCGAUUGCCACAGCCGGUCUGGGAAGCAUUUGUCCACCGGCAAACCAACCUCAACCGCAUUUACACAUCCAUGGUCAAGUAGUGCAACAAAUCCAGCAUUCGCCUUUGGCUCACAUACACACUCAAGGCUUCCAAGCUCCUCAUCUGCAAUUAGCUGAUUCCUCUAUGCAUACGAUGAGCCACGAGCAACCGAGAUCCGAGCUGGGUGGUCCAGUGUUAACUGGGAAAGAUUUGUCGAGAUCCUGUUACUCAGGAGCCGGAGUUGCUCCUGGUGUUUUACUGAAAAGUGGGCAAUAUUGUCAGCAAACGGUAAACAAUAAGGGCCAGCAGGUUAUAACUAUUCGCAUGCUGAUGUCGGGAAAGGUCAGUGCCGAAAUAGCGAAAAUGUGUCAGGUUAAUAUUUCUUUACCUUAA